Molecule: messenger RNA, 2423 nt
Organism: Hemicordylus capensis (graceful crag lizard)
Lineage: Eukaryota; Metazoa; Chordata; Lepidosauria; Squamata; Cordylidae
Product: C-C chemokine receptor type 5-like
Exons: 3
Coding region: 347-1402 (351 amino acids)
Biological process (GO): inflammatory response; positive regulation of monocyte chemotaxis; immune response
Cellular component (GO): membrane; cytoplasm
Molecular function (GO): C-C chemokine receptor activity
Source: RefSeq, a predicted model, not a curated record
ACCUUCUCCAAGAACUACAUGUUUGAUUUUGUAUAUAUUGGAACUACAAGAGACUCAACAGUGACUGUUUCAUUAGCAGAAGAGUUUUCAAUUCCAAGUCCUUGAAUUCUCAUCUCCUGUGCUCAAUUUUAUCAAUACCAGCCUGGCUUCUGAAAAAUUAAAAAUCGACAACAUUGGGCAUUUCUUGAACAGCUGCUCCAGGGACUCCACAUCUCCACAGUUUGAUUUAGCACGUAAUUGAACUGCAAGAGACUUCUGACUGUUUCAUUAGCCAAAAGAUAUUUUGGUACCAAGACCCUGAAUUCUCAUCUCUUGUGCUCGAGUUUAAUUCUAAGGAAACAAGAAGAUGGACAAUUCUACCGAUAUGCUAGAUCAUGACCUGUCACCUACAGAUGAUUAUGACAAUUUUGCAGCGCCGAUGUACAAUGAAGCUUCCAUUAAAUUUUAUUACAAUUUGGUGCCACCACUUUACUCUUUGGUAUUCAUAUUUGGCCUUCUGGGCAACACACUUGUUAUACUGAUCCUCAUCAGAUACAAGAAACUCAAGAGUAUGACUGAUAUCUACCUGCUCAAUUUGGCCAUUUCUGACUUGCUUUUCAUUUUCUCCCUCCCGUUUUGGGCAUACAAUGCAGCACAUGAGUGGAUAUUUGGAGAUGCAAUGUGCAAGAUCCUAUCAGCCAUUUAUGAUGCAGGCUUCUGCAGUGGAAGUUUCUUUAUCAUACUUUUGACUAUUGAUAGAUAUUUGGCAAUUGUUCAUGCAGUGUAUGCAUUAAAAGUUAGGAGAGUUGUCUAUGGUGUCAUCACAAGUGGUAUCACAUGGGGUGUGGCAUUCUUGGUCUCUGUACCAGGGUUUAUAUUUGUCAAGAGCCAAAAAGAACUUAAGUGGACCUGCAGAUCUCAUAAUCCAGGAAAACUGAAGGAAUUUGUAACAUUAGUGACACUCAUUUUGGGACUUGUCAUCCCAUGGAGCAUUAUGGUCUUCUGCUACAUUCAGAUAAUAAAGAUCUUGAUAAAGCGUAAGAAUGAGAGAAGGCAAAAGGCAAUUAGGCUGAUUUUUGUGAUCAUGAUUGUGCAUUUCAUCUUCUGGGUGCCAUACAACAUCGCCAAUCUGCUGCAUACCUAUCAAUAUUCAUUUUUCUCAUGUAGCUCUACUUAUAAAUGUGAGGACAUUUUUGGUUUAGCAGUCCAAGUGACACAAAUCAUUGCUGUAUCCCACUGUUGCAUCAACCCUGUGAUCUAUGCAUUCAUGGGGGAAAGGUUUAGGAAAUAUCUCUCUAUUCUUUUGCAAAACCACAUAGCAUUUCCUCUCAGGAGGCUCUGUCCCGGUCUUGCUCAACCUAGUUUGGAACGGUCUACUUCCUCCUCCAUCACACAUGAAAAUGUCAUUUCUAUUGGCUUGUGAAAUGUGUUGAUUUUUACCAUUCAUCAUAGCCAAGCUCUUCGUGGAAUUUCAGGGUUUAAAAUUUUUUUUCUAUAUGUACCAAAUUUGAGGAUAUUAUCACACUUUCCACUCUGUUUACAUUUCAUUGGUCCACUGAAUUAUCUUCCUUUCAGCAAGAAUCUAUUAUCAAUGCAGAUUCAUUUGGAAAGCUUGUUCACAGUUGGAGUAACAAGGCAAAGAACUAGGAACAUGGUAUAGUAAUCUUCUUCAAGAAAAAUUAACAAUGUGUUCAUCUAUAUGAAAGGAUAAAACUGGCCAGGUCUGUCCAGAAUAAGUCAGCAACCAUCCAUGAUUUGAUUCUGGAUGAAGGGGCAGACCUGGUAUGUAUUACAGAUACUUGGUUAGGGGAGGCUGGUGGCCCAGUCUGUUCCCAGCUUCUCCCUCCAGGGUACUCUGUUGAAGAGCAGGUGCAGGGAUGUGCACAGGGAGGUGGAGUGACUGUGAUCUGUAAGAAUAACCUCUCCCUGACCAGGAUCCCUGUUGAAGUGUCUGACCAUGUUGAAUGUGCAUACCUAAGUUUGGGGACCAGGGAUAGACUGGGACUUCUGUUGGUGAACCGAUCGCCCCGCUGCCCAUUGGAGUCCCUAACUGAGCUGAUGGACUUCGUCUUGGGUCUUCUCCACUGCUGCCCCAAGGCUCUGGAAUGCACUCCCUGAUGAAAUAAGAGUUUCCCCAUCUCUUACAACUUUUAAAAAGGCAGUCAAGACACAUUUGAUUCACCCAGGCUUUUAAUUAGAUACUGUUUUAAUUGUUUGAUUAUUUUUAAUUGUUUUAACAUUGUUUUAAGUUUAAAAUUGUCAUGUUUUAGCCUUUUUACUUGUUGUUUUUAUUGUUUUGUUGUAAACUGCUCAGAGACUUGCAUUUUGGAUGGUAUAUUGUAUUCUACCAAAGAAAACCACAUGGCUCUGUGGUCGCCAGGAGUCAACACCAAUUCAAGGGCACAAGUUUACCUUUAUCUUUGCAAAUAUGUUAAAUAAAACAA